Messenger RNA from Heterotrigona itama, 245 nucleotides. The record is from the annotation of a GenBank genome assembly. Lineage: Eukaryota; Metazoa; Arthropoda; Insecta; Hymenoptera; Apidae.
AUGCGUCAAAAACCAAAAACAAUAGAAAGCGAACGCCCGAAACAAUUAGUUAUUAUAAUAAGACUAAAUUUGGCGUUGACUUGGUUGACCAAAUGCCGUGAAAAUACAGCCUCAAAUCCAAAUGCAACAGAUGGCUUGGUACACAUAUCAAGACAGCGUUUCCUGUUACAGCAGAUGAACUAGUCAUAGAGUAUCACGAAUUUCUUGAAGAAGGAAAGGAAUCUAACUUACAACAAGGAACUUAA